CUGGCCCCUCCCCGUGGCCCCGCCCUUUCGGGAAGGAGUAAGCGGCGCUGGCCCCGGGCGGGAGGCGGUUCCGAGUCCCGUCCCGGCGUGCGGAGCGGGGCAGCCAGCAGCGGAGGCGCAGCGUACAGCCCACCCGGGGACCAUGGGCUCCAUGUUCCGGAGUGAGGAGGUGGCCCUGGUCCAGCUCUUUCUGCCCACAGCUGCUGCCUACACCUGCGUGAGCCGACUGGGCGAGCUGGGCCUCGUGGAGUUCAGAGACCUCAACGCCUCGGUGAGUGCCUUCCAGAGACGCUUUGUGGUUGAUGUUCGGCGCUGCGAGGAGCUGGAGAAGACCUUCACCUUCCUGCAGGAGGAGGUGAGGCGGGCUGGGCUGGUCCUGCCCCCGCCCGAGGGGAGGCUGCCAGCACCCCCACCCCGGGACCUGCUGCGCAUCCAGGAGGAGACCGAGCGCCUGGCCCAGGAGCUGCGGGAUGUUCGGGGCAACCAGCAGGCCCUGCGGGUCCAGCUGCACCAGCUGCAGCUCCACGCCGCGGUGCUGGGCCAGGGCCACGGCCCCCAGCUGGCAGCCGCCCACACAUACGCGGCCUCAGAGAGGACGCCUCUGCUCCAGGCCCCCGGGGGGCCACACCAGGACCUGAGGGUCAAGUGAGUGAGGGAUGACUUCGUGCCCUUUCUGGUCAGCCCAGAGCCCCUGGCCAGUCGCUGAGCUGGGCUGGGCUGAGCUCCAACUCCUUGUCCAGUGCUCUCCUCUCUGUUCCUGCCGUCAGGCUGCCCCCGCCUCCUCCUUCAGACCUGGCACUUCCCACAAUCCCAAGCCCUGGCCCGGAGGAGCAGGGGGUUCUCCUCUUCUGGCCCUGCCCGGGGUGGGGGGGCUCUUGCCUUCCCCUGCAGGCAGGACCAGUGUGCCCUGUUGCCUGUGCUGAGCAGGGUCCUGCCCGGCAGCCUGGUGGGGAGGUGGAAUGGGAGGUUGCAGCAGCCCCACCCAGCUCCGUGGCCGCCAGCUUUGUGGCAGGUGCCGUGGAGCCCCACAAGGCCCCCGCCCUGGAGCGCCUGCUCUGGAGGGCCUGCCGUGGCUUCCUCAUCGCCAGCUUCAGGGAGCUGGAGCAGCCACUGGAGCACCCCGUGACGGGUGAGCCGGCCACGUGGAU
This is a messenger RNA of Cebus imitator (Panamanian white-faced capuchin), 1148 nucleotides long. RefSeq names its product V-type proton ATPase 116 kDa subunit a3-like. Gene Ontology annotation, biological process: vacuolar acidification; proton transmembrane transport. The transcript is spliced from 6 exons. Gene Ontology annotation, cellular component: vacuolar proton-transporting V-type ATPase complex; plasma membrane; proton-transporting V-type ATPase, V0 domain. Gene Ontology annotation, molecular function: proton-transporting ATPase activity, rotational mechanism; ATPase binding. The record is from RefSeq and is a predicted model, not a curated record. Bases 143 to 649 code for a protein of 168 amino acids. Lineage: Eukaryota; Metazoa; Chordata; Mammalia; Primates; Cebidae.